Molecule: messenger RNA, 1071 nt
Organism: Aspergillus aculeatinus CBS 121060
Lineage: Eukaryota; Fungi; Ascomycota; Eurotiomycetes; Eurotiales; Aspergillaceae
Exons: 2
Coding region: 375-602 (75 amino acids)
Source: RefSeq, a predicted model, not a curated record
UCGGUGUUGAAGAAUUGAUUUUCUGAAGACCGUGGGAUCGUUGUUUACACCGUUGUGCGUCUCCCUCCUAUUCAACACUCCAUCCGAGGGUUCCCACAUACUUUAAUCGCACGAUCUUGUCAGACGCAUUCCUGGUAAUUUCCCAAAGCAUACUGGGGACUGUGUGGGCUCGGUAACCAGCUAAACCUAUUGGCUGUUACUCACUCAGUCGAAUAGGCAGAAUCGUGCUCCGACUUCCUAGAACGAUAGACCCGAGGACCCAUCACAUUGGGCACGUGCAUUAGACGAGACAACCCCGAGGAUCGGCCGUAUCGCUGCAAUUGGCUGGUGGAUAGAUACUAUGAACAAUUGAACGUGUGGGACGGAGUAUCACGAUGUCGCAGCGCUAUAUACCGGCACGGAGCCAGGAGGAAGAGCCACCGGCCUACGGAUCGUAUGGAGAUGGCUCUUAUCUCGACUCUUCGCCCGCGGCGUCACGUCUCCAUGGAGCUACAAUGCGACUGCUCCCCACGAGCUCGGCGGUGGACAGUGAUCUGAGUGGAGGCACUGGCAUGACCUCAGAGUAUCACUAUGGUGAUUCAUUCACUUAUGACGCAGGGUAAGCUCACUUUGGUUCGAGUUCGUCCCCAAAUUUGUCAAUUUUUUAUGAUUCUUCGGCAUGCUGGCGGAGCUUUUCUGCUAUCCCCGUAUACUACCACCAUACUUGAGCCCCCCCUUGUUUGCACCCUCCACCCAAUCAUAACUUGCGUUCGGAACAAGCUCAAGGUCCUGGACUGAAGAAGCCCAAACGUUUUUCGCAAUUUGUACUUGUGGUAUAAACGCGCAAUGUCCACGCCUUUGUGGGAUCUCUGUCCGUUUCAACUGCCCCUUGCGAAGCUCACUUAGCGGGCCCAGCAACCGCUAGAAACAUCCGUCAAGAUGCUUUUUGAAAUGUUCUAUAUGAGGCGAACUGUUAACAGGAAUCGCAGAGCGGAACAGCAAGAGCAAUAUGCUCAGAGCCAGUAUCAAUAUGAUCCGGAAGACUCCCCGUCGAGACCUACAUCGAGCCUUCGACACGCGCCUACCAUCCCC